AUUCGGUGUCAGAUUUUUCUGGGAUAGCCCCUCUUUUUAGUAUCUUUUUUUGUCAGAAAUUUACUGUAUGAACGGAGUAAUCUCUUGAUAGAUUCUUAUUGUCCAUAAAUUUUAUCAGACUAUGGUGUUGCCAAUACAGAUAUAAAUUAUUUUCUGAUUGUGAAACAAUCAGAGUGUGGUGUAUCCUUUAAUUUUUAAAAUAAAGAUAUUGGAAAGACGGAAUUAGCUGUCUCGUUAACUGGUUACUUGUAGCAGUAUUGAAUGAAUAAUAUUGUAAUUAUUUUAUAAGCAUUUUUUGACACUGUUAUUUGCAUGUCGAUGCAUGACUUUUCAUCUAGUCGGUCGGCCGUCCGUGAUGAUGAGGAUGAUGACCAAGUAAGAAAAUGUGUGAAAUUCUGGCCGGCGAAUGUGUGAAAGCUGUUUUACUAUUUGUACAGCUCUGCCACUUUCCUAUAACUUCAAGGCCCUGUAUGUGUGCUUUCCACUUUGUAUGACAAGGUCAAUAUCCCUGCUUGCGUCUGAUAUAGGAUGGAGAAGCAGGUGAAACAGAGGAACAAGAUCCUAGCCUUUCUUCCGAAAGCUGCAUCAGCCGUGACUUUCCAGGUAAGCCCGCCAAUCAGCCCUGCUGGUAAAGGGUAUUUAGGUCCGAUCGUGUCCUUGAUUCCCAAGGAGGCUCGGAGAAAGUCCAAGAAUGGGAGCUUUGAUGAACCAACCUCACCGAAAGUUUCGUGCAUGGGCCAGAUCAAGUGCAGGAAAAAGAAGGAAACUGUGACGCCACCGCAAGCAGCGACGGAAGAAAUGAAGAGGAAGCCUUUUUUGAUGCUUAAAGUAUUGAAAGGGACAAAGGGUGGUCAUAGAUUUGAUGUUUCCAAUACCGAGGCAGAUCAGGUUGCUGAAAGAGUUCCUUCCUCCUUGCGCCAGAUGAAGCAAUUUUCAAGCGCACGUGGAACGUUAUCAGAUUUUGAUUGGAGGGCAUAUGAUGCAGCAGGGGCAGGGGAAGCAGGCUGCGUGAGCAAUCCUUUGUACGAGGAAAAGGGAGUGAAAAGUGAGAAGGAAGCAAAGGUUGUUGUCAAUGGAGUUGGGGUAGUUGAAGAAACAAGAAGAGAGAAUCUGUGGACGAGAAGAAGCACGGCACCUCUAAUUCCAAUUCAGUUGUAACUCCAUGAUUGCUGAGCUAAGUUUGAUUGUCAUAAUCAAUUAAUAUUUUAUGUAAUCUUUUUCUUGUAAUUCGAAAAGCCAUUGUCAAUGUAUAUACGAAAUUGAAUGAUAAUCAAAAACAAGAUCUUGGUCUUUCCCCCUUAAA
Molecule: messenger RNA, 1303 nt
Organism: Theobroma umbraticum
Lineage: Eukaryota; Viridiplantae; Streptophyta; Magnoliopsida; Malvales; Malvaceae
Source: RefSeq, a predicted model, not a curated record